This is a messenger RNA of Schizophyllum commune H4-8, 2448 nucleotides long. RefSeq names its product small oligopeptide transporter. Gene Ontology annotation, biological process: transmembrane transport. The record is from RefSeq and is a predicted model, not a curated record. NCBI's taxonomy places the organism in Eukaryota, Fungi, Basidiomycota, Agaricomycetes, Agaricales, Schizophyllaceae. Gene Ontology annotation, molecular function: oligopeptide transmembrane transporter activity. The transcript has 37 exons. Bases 1 to 2448 code for a protein of 815 amino acids.
AUGCCCGCCGAGGACUUCACGUACGAGAUGCGCCGCUCUGGCCAGUAUGUGCUGCCGGAGAGCUUACACCAGGUGCACCCCGAGACGGAGAAGAAGGAAGAGCAGAACGCUGCCGUGGAUCCGUACGACUCGACCUUCACGGAUUCGCCCGCAUCGUACGUCCCACCGUAUAACCUCUGGGGGGAGACGAUCGAUGGGGACUCCCUGGAGCGACAGAAGACUCACGACACCCGAUACGAUGAUGAUGAAUUCGACGACCCCAACUUCCAGCACGACGACUUUGAAGGCUGGGAGGACGAUUCCCCUUACCCAGAAGUGCGCUCCGCGGUGUCCAACACCGAUGACAUGGACAUGCCCGUGUCAACAAUUCGCGCAUGGAUCAUUGGGAUUGCGUGGGCCAUCCUCAUCCCCGGCCUCAAUCAGUUCCUCGCCUUCCGCUUCCCCUCCAUCAUCAUUGGCGGUAUCGUUUCUCAGCUCCUCUCCCUCCCCAUCGGCUGCGCCUUCGCUCGAUAUCUCCCAAACUGGUCGAUAUUCGGCAUACCGCUGAACCCAGGACCGUUUUCUGUCAAGGAGCAUGUGCUGAUCACGAUCAUGUCUUCCAUUGGCGCGCAGUCCGCGUAUGCAACAGAAGUCGUCGCCGUCCAGCGAUACUUCUACAAUCAGACGUUCAUCUUCGCGUACCAAUGGCUCCUCGUCAUCUCGACACAGCUCAUCGGUCUCUCCGUCGGCGGCGUCGCCAAGCGGUUCCUAGUGGCCCCGCCAUCCAUGAUAUGGCCCGAGUCCCUCAUUACCUGCGCUCUUUUCAACACCCUCCACUCCGCCAGAUACGCCGGCAUUGGCGGCCAUGGCGGCAUGUCCAGGGAACGCUUCUUCGUCUACAGCUUCAUUGCGUCGUUCGUGUGGUACUUCUUCCCGGGAUACCUAUUCACCGCUUUGUCCUAUUUCUCGUGGGUGACGUGGAUUAAGCCGGAUGACCCGGUCAUUGCCUCAGUCUUCGGUUACUUCCACGGAAUGGGGUUGACCGCCGUGACCUUCGACUGGAACCAGAUAGCGUACAUGGGCUCACCUUUAGCAACGCCUUGGUGGGCGCAAGUCAACGUCCUCACUGGCUUCGUGGUCUUUUUUUGGAUUGUCACGCCCGGACUGUACUUCACAAAUACGUGGUACUCGCAGUACAUACCACUGGCCUCCUCCGCGUCCUUCGACAACACGGGUCAGGAGUACGAUCUGACGCGCAUCUUGACCCACGAUACGGCGCUCAACCGGACGGAGUACUCGAAGUAUAGCCCCUUGUAUAUAUCGGCGGCGUUUGCUCUGGGAUACGGAACGUCCUUCGCGUCCAUCGCUGCCACCAUCGUCCAUGCGAUCCUGUACUUCCGCAAGCCGAUCAUGAAGCAGUUCCGGCGAUCUCUAAGCGAGCAGCCUGACGUUCACGCACGGCUUAUGACGAGGUAUCCGCAAGUGCCGGAUUGGUGGUUCCUGGUGAUCCUGGCCGUGACGUUCACCUUCGGAGUCGUCUGCAUUGAGAUCUGGCCGACCGAGCUCCCGGUCUGGGGCUACCUUGUCGCGCUGAUGUUAUCGUUCCUCUUCGUGGUGCCAGUCGGCAUGAUCCAGGCCGUGACGAAUCACCAAGUUUCGUUAGGAAUCAUCAGCGAGCUUGUCGUUGGCUAUAUGCUUCCUGGACGGCCAGUCGCCAUGAUGCUGUUCAAGACCUAUGGCUACAUCGCCAUGUCAAACGCGCUGGAGUUCACCCUAAACUUCAAGAUCGGCCAUUACAUGAAGAUUCCUCCGCGCCCCAUGCUUUGCGCGCAGAUGAUUGCGACCGCCAUCGCCGGCACCACGCAGCUCGGCGUGCAAGAAUGGCUGUUUAGCAAUGUGCCCUUUGUAUGCCCGGAUACACAAGUGUUUGGCACUGCAAGCAUCAUCUGGGGCGUCAUCGGUCCUGGCCUCCAGUUCUCGCCAGGAGCCAUAUAUCACUGGGAGACAGCUAAUGCGUCAUUGACUAUGAAAGCACUGCUCUAUUUCUUCCUCGUCGGCGCCUUGUGUCCAAUCAUCACCUGGCUCAUAACGAAGAAGUAUCCCAGCAGCUUCGUCCGAUAUAUCAAUCCCUUGCUAUUCGCGUCGUGCGACUACAUCCCACCAGCCGGGGCCAUCAACUAUGUGCCAUGGGCCAUGGUCGGCUUCGUCUUCCAGUUCGUCAUCAGAAGACGAUAUUUCUCCUGGUGGACGAAGUACAACUACGUUCUCUCGGCCGCGCUGGAUGCUGGAACAGCCAUCUCGGUCGUCGUGAUCUUCUUUGCACUUCAGUUCCCUAUGAACGGCACGCUCGGCUUGAAUACAAUCCAAGCGUGGUGGGGGAACUCGGUCCCAUACGCUGGGGCGGACUACGCCGGCGUGCCCUUGAAGACAUUGGCACCUGGCGAGACAUUCGGCCCGGAGACUUGGUAG